This is a messenger RNA of Calliphora vicina (urban bluebottle blowfly), 2567 nucleotides long. Its product is annotated as NEDD8 ultimate buster 1-like. Bases 304 to 2145 code for a protein of 613 amino acids. Gene Ontology annotation, biological process: regulation of ubiquitin-dependent protein catabolic process. Gene Ontology annotation, molecular function: protein binding. The record is from RefSeq and is a predicted model, not a curated record. NCBI's taxonomy places the organism in Eukaryota, Metazoa, Arthropoda, Insecta, Diptera, Calliphoridae. The transcript is spliced from 6 exons.
GAAAACCCCACAACGAAGAAGAAGUGCAACGUAGAAACAACGUGGUCAAAAUAGAACAGCAAAAACAAAAAUAAAUAAACUAGAUAUAAACAAAGGAAAUUUAAAAGCAACAAGAAAAUAAAUAUCACAUUGAAAAGGAAUACAAGUGAAAAAAUAUUUCAAAUAAUUAUUGUGAAAUAAAUAUAACAAAUUGCUUGUCAUUCUAUUAAUGUGAGAGCAGUGUAGAAAAGAAAAGUGAUCGGAACUCUCCCACUGGUGCACUAGAUAGAACAGUGUUGAAAUCAAUAAUAAAUUCAAAACAAGAUGUCCCAAAUAGAUAAUAUUAUCAUACAAGUAAGAGCACGUUUACAAUUGUUGGGCAUUAAAUUGUGGCUGGAACCAUACUAUUACGAUGGAGUUGGCUGUGUGGAGGAAGAAAUUGAGAAAUUGUCUAGUAAUUUUAGUCAGGACUUGGGCAUGACUAAAUCCAAUUGUAAAUUGGCCUUAACAGAGUUACAGGAAGGUGCUUUACGAAAGCUGGCCUCUCGUAAGGAAUUUGCAGAGACAGGUCUGGCCACUUUUAGUGUACGACGCAUUAACAAUCAACAGGGCACACAAAAUAUUAUAGAAGUGAAAUGUGCCCUUAAAGCUUUAGGCAGUGAAUUGCAAACAAUUGUGGCCAAAUCUUUAGAUAUAAUUGAUCCCAGUCGCAUUAAAUGCAUAUCAGCUGGUAAAAUUAUCGAUCCCGAAAGAUCUCUCGAAAUACAAAAUAUCAAAAACAAUCAACAAUUAAUGGUGAUAAUCAGUGAAGUGGAUAGGGGUGUGGAACAAAAUCAAGAAGAUGCCAUGUACGAUCGUAUACGUAAAAUAAAAAUGGAUGUGGAAUCUAUAGUGGAUUCAAGUCGUCAAUUGUUUGAGAUGGAAGAUCAAGAUGGCAAUCCUGUAUUUUUACCACCCGCCGAAAAUCGUGCUCUCUUAAUGGCCUUGGGUUAUUAUGAAAAAGCACGUGCUGCCAUGAAACGUGAACAUUAUGAUGAGGCCUUGGUGUUGCUGCUCGAAGCAGAUGAGAAAUUUAUUACAUGUAAUUCAAAGUUUUUGGAAGCGGUUGACAACUAUGCUUUAGUUAAUUUGGAUAUUGUUUGGUGUUAUUUGUGCCUAAAGAAUGUUACCCAGUUACCUGAUGCCCAACGUCGCUUAGAGUUAUGUGACAAAAGCUUUCGCCGCUCGUAUGGCGACAAUUUGCAACGUUUGAUAACCCUCAAAGGCAAUGCCUGUCCCGAAAAGGCUUUAAUAAUGCGUUUACAUCUGCUGCAAGGUGUGGUACUCUUUCAUCAAAAUCGCCGCAAUGAGGCAUACGAGAAAUUUGUAACAGCCGAAACGGAGCUGGGCUCUCUCAAAGUAGAUGAUACUCUAGUGGUGGCCUUAGUAGAAAUGGGCUAUGAACCUUUUGAGGCUCGCUUGGCCUUACGUUCGUGUAGUGGUAAUGUGGAACAAGCCAUCAAUUUCAUACACGAACGCAAAGAGAAAUUAAAAGAGUCACGUAAAAAUUCCAAAAAAGAACGACAGGUUCAUAAGAAUUUGGCCAGUAAAAAUAAUGACAAAGACUGGGUAAAUCCACGUAGUGUGUGUACAUUGGUGGAGAUGGGUUAUGAGCGUGAUGUAGUGGUAGAGGCUUUAAAGCGCUGCAAAAAUGAUGUGCCCAAAGCGUUGGAUCUCUUGCAAACGGGAGCUGAUGAAUUAAGACACAACCUACCCCCCGCCGCCACAGCUGAUGAUGACAUUUUAUCACAACUCAAGCAAUUAGGUUUCAAUGAGGAAAUGGCCCGUAUGGCCUUGGAAACUACCGAAAAUAGUUUGGACAACGCCAUUGAGUUUCUGAUGAAACUCUAUGGCAAUGAAACGGAAUUGGUGGCUGCCAUGGAUCGUAUGACAGCUGUCGCUGCCUCUGUAGUGGCCAAUGACAAUUAUGGAGGACCCUCUACAUCUUCCGGUGCCAAUUCUUUGAUUACUAAGGCUUUGGAUAAGGCUCAAAAGGAAAUGGAAUCCUUGAAGGCCUAUAACAGAUUUACCGAAGAAAUCACGGACAACGAACAGGACUAUUUGGAUUUACCUUUAGUACAAGAAGAACAAUUUCUCGCCGAAUACAAACGUUUACUGGAACAGUAAUAUGUUUAUAUUUUUAUUUUUUUAUAUAUUCUCUUUUUUUUAAGUUUUAAAAAUGUCUUGUUUUUUGUUUGAUUGUUGAAAUUCUUUUUAAAAUUUUUUAUUAACCUGUUUUUCUUGUUUUUUAUAUAUGAAGCCAAUUGGAAAUUUCUUAUUCCUACACUUUAUUUGGAAACCCUUGAUUUGCCCUGAUAACAAUAUCAGCAGUUUUUUAAAUUUACUAAAGAACUUAUGCGAUUUUUGUAAUAUUUCCUAUUUAGUUGUAUUGAAAACUUUUUGUUUUUUUGAGCAGGAAGUGAAAUUUCCAAUUGAAUUUAUUUACGUUACUAAUUGGCCAUUUUUUUAUCUAGAUUUAGUGUUGAAUUAACAAAAUCAAUCAAGUUUUUGAAGAAUAAAUUUAACUUUUUAUAUGACUGUUUAAGAAA